Molecule: messenger RNA, 703 nt
Organism: Galleria mellonella (greater wax moth)
Lineage: Eukaryota; Metazoa; Arthropoda; Insecta; Lepidoptera; Pyralidae
Exons: 3
Coding region: 266-628 (120 amino acids)
Source: RefSeq, a predicted model, not a curated record
GACAAAUAUUUCUAUUAAAAGAUAACAAUUUUAAAAAGGAAAAUUACGAAUGCUCUCGUGAUCCAGUAACCACCGGAUAAGAUCUAGCGAUUAGAUAUCGCAAGGAUCCACUUCUUUGUUACUAAUCCAAGGAAAUGUUUUGAUUGUGUAAAUAAAAUCUCAGAUAGCCCCAGUCAGCAAGGAAUGAUUACGAUCUAAAUUACGAUAGCCUUGGGAAAAUAUAACACGAUUAUAAAUCAUGAUCAAUUAGAAUCCAAUCUUUGACAUGGCGUGCACCACAAAAUGCAGUCCAAAAUUAAAAAUUGAGGAAGAAAUUGCAAUAACAGAAGCUCACCUACCAGGUUCUAAUUUGGAAUCCAAAUUCGAUGAAUUAAAAUAUGAAAUAGUUCAUAAAAUCGACAAGGAAUUGAUUGAUUCAAAGAACGCGAGGAAUUAUAUAUCGCAAAAAUAUGAUGAGCUAUGCAGCAAGAUACAAUAUUUGACUGAAUUGGACGCCACCGUUACAGGUUUCAGGAGUGAUAUGAAAGCAAUCGAGAAACAGAUUUAUGACUUAUCCGCCAGAGUAGACGAUAUAGAAAAAAGAACCAUUUGUAAAGAAUGCCCAUCGCUAACAUCUUCAAUGUUUUAAUAAAAGUAAAUAAACGCCUCUGUUGUGUACAUAGUAUAAUAAAAUAAUCGUCGUCUGGUAACUGGUAGUUUAUCU